Sinocyclocheilus rhinocerous is the source of this 5895-nucleotide messenger RNA. RefSeq names its product collagen alpha-1(XXVII) chain A-like. Gene Ontology annotation, biological process: extracellular matrix organization. NCBI's taxonomy places the organism in Eukaryota, Metazoa, Chordata, Actinopteri, Cypriniformes, Cyprinidae. Gene Ontology annotation, molecular function: extracellular matrix structural constituent conferring tensile strength. The record is from RefSeq and is a predicted model, not a curated record. The transcript is spliced from 59 exons. The coding region runs from base 364 to 5583 and encodes 1739 amino acids.
ACCCGGCGCUCGCCACAGCUGCUCUCCAACUGCUAUUUAAAAAAGGAAAAAGGAUGAAACCUCCACUCCUGACUCCUCAAACCCCCCAAGCACCAAACAUUCAGUAGCCGCUGUAGCUGUUGCCAACCCGGCAUAAAUGCCUACAGAACCCGGGCAGGACCGGACAGAAUCGCCCGCGGAUUAUUCCCGUCGCUCCACGGGAGGGAUUUAUGGUGGUGUCGCGCAGCAGACCGGUGGGAGAUCGCGCUCAUUCCGCACAACGGUUUAUCCGAUGCAUGAGACGACGGCACGCGCUCUCGGGCAGCGACGCAGUCACGCAGAUUAACGGAUCAGGAUUUUGACUGCCGGGACAAAUGAAUACAAAUGAAUUUAGCGACCCGAAGGAGAGUCCGCAGAACCUCUCGUCUGGUGGCAAAGAGAGCUCUUCUUCUGUGUAUUCUACUUUACUGUACUUCUUUUGGAUUCACCCAAGUACUCUUUGAAGAUGUGGACGUGUUGCAGCGGUUGGCUCUGCGUGCUGAGCUCGGUUCUCGUGCUGUUCCCGCUGGCGUCAUCUCCCUCCGCUCUGGAGUCAUCCUCACGACACGGGUACGAGUUACCACGGCGACACGUUCUGUGUUCCCACCAGAACUCUUCUGGAAUUGCACUCUCGUCCUGAGCGUCCGAUCUCACCGCUUAAACUCAGCAUUUCUCUUCUCCGUCCUAUCUGGGAAUCGGAUUCAACUCGGGCUGGAAAUUUCGCCCGGCAAGCUAACGCUUCACGCCGGCCCUGGGAAUGCCGCGGUCUUUGCGUACAACCUCCACGACGGGCGCUGGCAUCAUCUAGCCUUCGUUUUAAAUGGCCAAUCAGUGACCCUACACUCUCCCUGCUCGGAGAGCGAUGGUGGAGUUACACAGAAACUCCCCGUACUUCCCGAACGCCUGAACCCUCGCGGGACCUUCCGCUUGGGCGGCACCAGCGCUUUGCUUCCGGGUGUGGUACCCUUCGAGGGAGCGGUUUGCCAGUUUGACGUGGUGCCCUCGGCACAAGCACAGCAGAACUACUGCAGCGCCAUCCGCAGGCAGUGCAGAGAAAAUGACACCUACAGGCCAGCGCCUCCCGCUCUACUUCCCCUCCCGUCCAGACACGCCCCACCACUAUUGGCCCACACGUUACCACCUAAUCGCACUUUCACUUUCACUCCCACUAAUUUCCUUUGGACAUCCAUAAAUGGCGCAGGAGGGUCUUCUGCUGUGAGAAUGGGCAACGGUGUACGACCAAAACCCACGUCUACCACACCACCCCUUUCCUUGAUGCAAACAGGACUUGAAGAUCCUUUAUCAUGGGGACAUUUAAAUUCUGUCACCCCCAAACCUACUCUCAGGACACCCAAAAGCCCCAAGCCGACUGCCUCAAAGCUUGGAGCGGUCUGGCUUACCCCUACAAAACCAGCCAGAUCCAGACCCACUCCAGGAAAAACGUCUCCAAAGCUUAGUGCAACAAAGCCUUCCAGACUAAAGCCCACAAUUGCUCGACCUACUUCUUCCAAACCUGGAAGUUCAAAAACAACUGGUGCCAAACCUACGCCACUGAAACCUUCCAAACCAGCAGCUGUAAAACCCACGGUAAAGAAACCAACUCUUACGCCAAAGCCCACCAAUAUCAACCCAACAAAGAAUACUUCUACUGGUGCUCAACCUAUCAAUCCUAACAAGAAACACAAUGCCAUUCUAAAACCUUUGUCCAACCCAGAACCGACCGCCCCCAAAAGACCCUCGCCAACCAACAAAAAGCCACUCCAGCCCAAAACCAGCACCCAACGCUCACCCCAAACCACACUCCCAACCCCAAAAUCUAACCCUACAGCCAAAAAAAGCCUUCCGACACCCAAAUCUGCUCCGUUCACCACCGCUGCACCAAACAAACCACCAAAAACUCUGGAAACCCCCAAAGUCAAUCCUGACAAGCUGAAAACACCUGUGCAUUACGUCACACCGGGCACUCCAAGGUUUUCCGUCCAAUCUGUGACUCUUCCGGCUUUCAACGAUUUCCAGAGCUUCGAGGCGGAGCCCACAUACUUUUCGCUUCUGGUUGGACCGCCGGGACAAAAAGGAGAUCCCGGGAAAAUGGGAAUCCCGGGACCUCCAGGGAAACCAGGGCAGCCAGGGCUGAGAGGACCUCGGGGCCCCCCAGGACCACACGGCAAGCCAGGUCGACCCGGUCCAACAGGGUUGAAGGGGAAGAAAGGAGACCCUGGACUGUCUCCUGGAAAAGCACCAAAAGGAGAAAAAGGAGACGUUGGUCUGUCUGGUCCUGUUGGUUUAGUCGCGCCGGAAGGCCGGAAGGGACAAAAAGGCCAUCCAGGACCACCAGGCCUUCCCGGGGAACCAGGGGAACAAGGUCCUGAUGGAGAAGGUGGAGCCAAAGGCUAUCCUGGCAGGCAGGGUUUACCUGGUCCAAUAGGGCCUGUUGGGCCAAAAGGGGCUCGGGGUUUUAUUGGAAUCCCUGGACUCUUUGGUUUACCUGGAGCUGAUGGUGAAAGAGGUAGUCCUGGUCCACCGGGGAAGAGGGGCAAGAUGGGUAGGCCGGGUUUUCCUGGUGAUUUUGGAGAGAGGGGCCCACCAGGACUGGAUGGGGAGCCAGGUGUUAUAGGAGCUCCUGGUCCUCCUGGUGUCCAUGGAUUGAUUGGUGAUAUGGGCCCUGUCGGGAUUAUCGGUUUGCCGGGACCAAAUGGACUGAAAGGCGUCCCAGGGAACAUGGGCGAGCCCGGACUGAAAGGUGAUAAGGGUGAUGUUGGGCUUCCUGGAGAACAAGGGGAAAUUGGGUUCUCAGGAGACAAGGGUGUGCAGGGUUUGCCAGGCUUACCGGGACCUCGUGGAAAACCAGGACCACAGGGCAAGACAGGAGAAAGAGGGUCCAGUGGAUUACCAGGCCCACCAGGACUCGAGGGUUUCCCUGGUGACAUCGGAAAACCUGGACUCAAUGGACCCGAGGGCCCAAAGGGUAAGCCUGGUGCCAGAGGUUUACCUGGACCUCGUGGAGCGGCUGGACGAGAGGGUGAUGAGGGUCCUGUAGGAUUACCGGGGCCAGUAGGACUCGAGGGUCUGAUGAGCAGUAAGGGUUUCCCUGGGGCUGUUGGACCUGAAGGGGUCAAAGGUGAGCAGGGUGUCACAGGAAAGGCUGGACCCAUGGGUGAGAGGGGUCUCGUUGGCUUCAUCGGCCCUGCAGGGGAGACUGGACUAGCUGGAGAGAAGGGUGAUCGUGGAGAGAUGGGAUUGCCCGGACCUCCAGGAGAGAAAGGAUCCACCGGACACCCAGGAACCCCUGGAGAGAGCGGCCCACCAGGACCACCAGGCAGUCCAGGCCCACCGGGAUCACGUGGACCCAUCGGCAUGAGAGGAGCUAAAGGAAGACGGGGUCCUAGAGGUCCGGACGGUAUGCCAGGCGAACUCGGCGCUGAAGGCAAAAAGGGUCUUGAUGGUCCUCCAGGAAAAAUCGGUUUCCCGGGACAAGCGGGCAAGAUCGGGGAGCCUGGGGAGGCGGGGCCAAAGGGAUUUCCGGGCAUUCAAGGGCCAUCCGGGGCUACAGGAGACAAAGGAAUCGCAGGAGAGCCAGGACCUCCAGGGCCCCCAGGAACACUCGGGCCUCCUGGAAAUCCAGGGCCAAAGGGCCCUGCGGGAAAAGUUGGCGAUCCCGGACUUCCAGGAGAACCUGGAGAAAAGGGGUCACUUGGGCCUGCGGGGAACGCUGGGGCAGCAGGACUAAUCGGAACAAGGGGAGAACCAGGUUUAGAGGGAGAGGCUGGUCCGGCUGGCCCUGAUGGUGCCAAGGGUGAAAAGGGCGACAUGGGCGGAGAGGGUGAGCAGGGUGUCAGAGGUGACCCGGGAAUCAAGGGGAAAGAAGGGCCACCGGGCGACCCUGGGCUUACUGGUGUCAGAGGUCCUGAAGGAAAACCUGGCAAAAAUGGCGAGAGAGGGAAGCCAGGGUUUAAGGGUGCCAAAGGUAACAUCGGCCACCUGGGAGAGACAGGAGCCAUGGGAAAAAUCGGACCAAUCGGAACCACCGGACCAAAGGGCUCUCGAGGAACCAUCGGACAUGUGGGCGCUCCCGGGCGUAUGGGGAUGCAGGGGGAUCCGGGCAUAUCAGGAUAUGAGGGUCACAAGGGACCUCAAGGUCCAGUAGGACCCCCGGGACCAAAGGGUGAAAAGGGUGAACAGGGGGAUGAUGGGAAGGUGGAGGGUCCUACUGGUCCUCCAGGACUCCAAGGUCCAGUUGGAAAGCGAGGAGACAGGGGCGAGCCGGGAGAUCCAGGAUAUGCGGGUCAGCAAGGUGUUGAUGGUUUUCGAGGGAAACCUGGUGCUCCUGGACUACCUGGUGAUCCUGGUCCACGUGGGAUACAAGGCCCUAAAGGAUCCAAAGGAGAACAGGGUCAGAAGGGUAAACAGGGUCAGCAGGGAGAGCGUGGCAGCAGAGGCUCACUGGUAAGAGGACACAACUCUUUCAUUUUAGUAGUAGGUGAGAGGGGCCUUCCUGGUCACACCGGCCCUUCAGGAAAGAGAGGUUUUAAAGGAGGAAUGGGCCUUCCUGGAUCUCAGGGAGACCGGGGUCCUAAAGGCCAACCUGGUGACAUCGGGGAACCCGGCUUUCCAGGGAUGCUGGGAAUGUUUGGACCGAAGGGGCCUCCAGGAGACUUUGGACUGAAGGGUAUUCAGGGGCCCAAAGGGCCGCAGGGCAGCAUGGGUAGAGGGGGUUUAGCUGGACCUGUCGGUGUAAUUGGCCCUAUCGGUAGUCUAGGCCCGAGAGGAGACACUGGCAGCAAAGGAGAGAUGGGUGUUCAGGGACCUCGAGGUGCUCCUGGACCGCGUGGACGUCCUGGACCUCCGGGUCCGCCGCGAAUCCCACUGGCUUUGAAACAGGAUUUUGGUCUUGGAUUGGCCCAGCCAGUUUUUAUGGAGACACACACACAGAAAAUAGAGGGUCGGGGUCUGAUGGACAUGCCCAUGUUGGAUCAGGCUCCAGAGAUCCUGCGGACUCUCCAUUACCUGAGCUCUCUGGUCCACAGCCUGAAGAACCCGCUGGGCACACAAGAUCACCCCGCUCGACUCUGCAAAGACCUGCAAGGCUGCCGGGACACGCUCUACGAUGGCACUUAUUGGAUCGACCCAAACCUGGGCUGCUUCUCAGACUCUAUAGAAGUGACGUGCAAUUUCACCGGCGGCGGACGCACCUGCCUCAGGCCCAUCACCACAGCCAAGCUGGAGUUCAGUGUCGGACGCGUUCAGAUGAACUUCCUGCAGCUGCUGAGCGCCGGAGCGGAGCAACGAAUCACUAUCCACUGCUUGAACGUGACAAUCUGGAGCCACGCCCCCUCUGAGCCUCCGUCCCAGAAUGCAGUUCGGUUCCAGGCGUGGACCGGAGAGACGCUGGAGCCGGAUGUGUUAGGAGACAACUGCUGGCAACUAAACGGGCGCUGGCAACAUGCUGACUUCCUGUUCCGGGUGUCGGACCCCGCCUUACUUCCUGUCGUACGCAUAAGCAACCUACCAAAGACAACGGCCUCAUCGCGCUUUCACGUAGAAGUCAGACCUGUGUGCUUCCUUUAGUGUGUGUGUGAGAUUGUGAGUGUGUGUGCACUCGUCAAACACACACCGGCCCCGCCCACAGCCUGCCCCCUUCAGCAUUCAGCCACUGCUUGGACUGCAGAAACAGAAAGAGGUGGUGUGGGCGGGGCUUUGGGGGAUUUAGCACUAGAGACUCCUACAGUCUAAAGGAAAUCCCGCCUUUACCAGCCACGGAUGUCCAAUCAGAUUUGACUCCUCUAGAAACAAGCCAAUCAUCUCGCAGGGAGGAACACUCAGGACAUCCGGGCCGGAGAAACUGCCACACCCUCUGUCUUUCCCUCUUCGCUUUCUCUC